AUGUCAACUUCUACAAUUGUGGCACAAACGUGAGUUUUUUUGAAAAUUUUGAUUUUCCAUACGAAGUUUUGUAGUUCUCGCGGAGAAGCGUUUAUUUUCCAUACCAAAUUUUUUUUUUGAACAAAUUUUGGUAUGGAAAAUAAGCUCUGGAGGAGAAGCGCUUAUUUUCCAUACCAAUUUUUUUUGAACAAAUUUUGGUAUGGAAAAAAACGCUUCUCCUCGAGAAAUACAAAUUUUGGUAUGGAAAAAACAAUUUUUUAAAUUUCGCACGAAAUUACUCAUAUUUAGUGUCAAAAUGAUCAAAAUUUUACCAAAUUUUCGAAUUUUUCAGUGAUUUAUCAAAACAACUGCCCUCCUGCUCAUAUUCCACAACAAAAUCCGGUCCAAAUCGCUACGAUCUUGACGUGGAUUCGUGGACAACAAUUUUCGAAACCGUCGCCUCAAGUGUCCCACUAAAGAAGGCUUUGGAAUUCAAAACUUUGCACAGUGUAGCCUAUCGAGCUGUGACACGCGCCUUUAAAAACGUGACAAAAUUGAAAAUCGAAAUAUUCAAAGGCACGUGUUGUAUUCAAGAUUCGUGGACGAAAAAUCGACAAACUGCCGUGGAAAUGGCACGAUAUGUGAUGGAGAAUUCGAAAAUUGUGCGAGUUUUGGAGAUUUAUUUCGACGAUCCGUGUUUGGAUGUUGUCAAUGAGGUUUUGGAUGAGAUUGUCAAGUCGAGUGAGUGAUUUUUUGGGGGAAAAAGGGAAAUUUUUGAAUUCGCCCGAAAAAUCCACGUUUUUCGAAACCAAAUAUACCCUUGUCCUGGAGAACUACACGAAAUUUCGUGUAGUUCUCGCGGAGAAGCAAUAAUUUUCCAAACCAAAUUUUUCCACGUGGACUUUGAGCCCAAAAAAAUUGCUCUGAAAAGUUGAAAUUCAAAUUUUCCCUACCAAAAAACUUUGAAAAUUCAAAAAUCUCUGAUUUUGAAGCCGGAAAAUUCAAGUUUCCCCUGAAAAUUCAAAAUUGUGAACUUUUAGCCUUAAAAAUUCUCAAAAAUUCAAAUUUCCGAUUUUUAGAGUAAAGAAAUCGUUGAAAAUUCAAAAAUUCAGCAUUUUUGCGCUAAAAAAUCCUCAAAAAUUUCAAAUUUCCCCUGAAAAUUCAAAACUGUGAACUUUUAGCGCUAAAAAAUCCUAGAAAUUUCCAAAAUUUCCUAUUUUUAGCCUGAAAAAUCCUAGAAAAUUCAAACCUUGCAUGUUUCGCGCUCAAAAAUUAAAAUUUCAAUUUUUUCCAUACCAAGUUUUAUAAUUCUCCCGGAGAAGCGGUUUUUCAUUUUCCAUACCAAAAUUUUUUUCCAACCGAAAUAAAAAAGCGCUUCUCCGCGAGAACUACACAUUUUGGUAUGGAAAAAAAUCAACAUGUCGUGUUGGGUCUCAAAAAAACCGCGCAAAUCUUGCAGACCACAUCCGUCUCGAAUCGCUUCGCGUCAAACGUCGCCACGCCGGUCAAAGCCUUCCAAAAAUCGCCGAAAUCAUUCGAGCCAACGCGAAAACCCUCAAAGAAAUCACCAGAAUUGGGGUCUCCGAAGCGGCUCUCGGAUUUUGCGACGAACUAGAUCUGGAGAUUUUCGGAUGUAUGAGUUUCGACUUGGGAUUUCAACCGAAUCCCCAACAAAUUUCGCUGAAUUUCUGUCGAAUAAUGGAGAGUGGCGCGAAAUUCAAAAAAUUCAGCUAUACAAGUUUUGACGGAUUUGACCCGACAAAUGAUCAAAUUCAAAUGCUUUUGGAAAAAUGUGCGGUGGAAAAUCUGAAAUUAACAAUGAUGAAUCCACCGAAAAUCACACCAAAACCAAGUUUUAUGAUUGGAAAAGUGAGAAAUGUGAAAAAAAUCGAGUUGGUCGAAAUUGUUGCGGAGCCAAUGAGAUUCAAUAAAUUGAUUUCGAUUCGACAUUUUUUCGAAAAAUGUUUUCCAAAUGCUCAAAAUCACCUUUCACUACUUCAACAAUGGAAUUGA
Messenger RNA from Caenorhabditis angaria, 1992 nucleotides. The record is from the annotation of a GenBank genome assembly. Lineage: Eukaryota; Metazoa; Nematoda; Chromadorea; Rhabditida; Rhabditidae.